AUGAUAGAUAUUACAUCAUUUAUACUCAUGUUGCAAGCAUCUAAUGGUGACACUGAAAUCGUCGACUAUUUUCAAUCGAAAUUUAAACUCAAAACAACAGAUUGGCAUAGGAGUAUCGAGUAUGCAGCAUGCAGAAAGCAGUUUGAUAUAGUUAGAUAUAUGGCUAGCUUUAUUCCUCACAGUAUUAUUCUAUCAGAGAAUACAGUGGCAGCUGUUGCAAAGCAUGGUGACGUAGCAAUGUUAGAAUGGUUAUUCACCAGGAAUCAAUCACAAACCAGUUCGUUUAAAAUGAUGGAUCUUGCAUCAAAACACAAUAGAUUGGAUAAUGUCAAAUGGCUUCAUGAGAAUCGAACUGAAGGAUGUUCAAAGGCAGCAAUGAUCUAUGCUUCAACCAAUGGAAACAUCCAAUUGGUCAAGUGGUUACACGAAAAUAGAACAGAAGGAUGUGAUCGAUCAGCGAUGAACAAUGCUUCAGCAAAUGGUCAUUUCGAAACGAUAGAAUGGUUAUCUCGAAAUAGAAGUGAAGGUUGUUCUGGGAGAGCAUUGAAUCAAGCAUCUUUAAACGGUCAUCUUUCAGUGGUUCAAUUCAUGUGUGCCAAUUAUAUCGAUAGUAUAAAAGAUCAACUUCAAGUAGCACUGCUCAAUGCCGCUAGCUUUGGACAUAUCAAUAUUGUAAAAAAUGAAAGUAUUCUACAAGAUAGAGAAACCAUCCAAGAUUCUCGAUGUCAUUAUACUUGUGAAGUACAAGCAGUUCGAAUUCGUCAAAUUUGCCCAAACGACCUCGAGGAAAUCAUCGAUCUUUGUUUGAAUGUAAAUAAGAUCAAAAUGAUUGGUCUCUACGAUGUCGUUGAACAGCUGUUAAUCGAAAGCAAAACUACGCUUAGAUUGGAUAUUAGACCUGUCGUUAAAAGUGGUGAUAUAGAUAUGCUCAAGUUGUUGAUAAAGUAUCAACAUAAAUAUGAUCAUGCAAAUAUAACGAUAAAAAAUAAAAAACUUGUAUACCGACCCAGCACAUUUCAUAUCAAUGCAAUUGCAGGAGCGUUAAGCUAUGGUGAUAUAGAUAUGGCAACCUACUUAUAUGAAGAACUCAAACUGAUCGAUACCAAUCCAAUUAAUCGACUUUUACAUUCUAUUGAAUCAUAUCGCUUCAUAUAUGAUAGAUUUCCAAAUUUAUUCACAAAAGAUAUGAUUGACAGUGUUGUUUCAAGUGGACAAUUGGAUUCUCUUAAGUUCAUUUUGGAAAAGAUUCAAAUUAAUGAAGCAACAAUUCAAAGAGCAUUUCAUUUGGCUUUGGAAUUUGGACAAUUUCCCACUUUAAAAUAUCUUGGUUCACUUCAGAGUCAGAAGAUCUGCUCCAAAAUUUCAUACAGAUAUGCCAACAAAAUGGGAUACUUCACUAUUCUUAACUAUCUUAAAAACAAUAAUUAUAAAAUUGUAUAA
Messenger RNA from Heterostelium album PN500, 1440 nucleotides. Its product is annotated as ankyrin repeat domain-containing protein. Gene Ontology annotation, molecular function: protein binding. The coding region runs from base 1 to 1440 and encodes 479 amino acids. NCBI's taxonomy places the organism in Eukaryota, Evosea, Eumycetozoa, Acytosteliales, Acytosteliaceae. The record is from RefSeq and is a predicted model, not a curated record. The transcript has 5 exons.